CUCAUUUUAGUUCCGCCCUUCUCCCUGGUAUAUAGUGACAGCUGAGCUAGCGCAAUGUAUCGCUCUUUGAGAAACGUCCAGCGAUUUAACUGCAAACUCCAGGCGUUGCAGAGGAACCUAGCCAACACAAAGCACAAUCCUGCUGCAGGAGUCAUCUUCACAUCCUCCAGAAUGUCUUCGGAGUACAGAAUUGAGGCAGACACCUUUGGAGAGCUGAAGGUGCCAGUUGACAAGUACUAUGGGGCUCAGACUGUCAGGUCCACGAUGAACUUCAAGAUCGGCGGACCGUCGGAGAGAAUGCCAAUCCAGGUGAUCAAAGCGUUUGGUAUUCUGAAGAGGGCUGCUGCGGAGGUGAACAAGGACUAUGGACUGGACCCGAAGCUGGCUGAGGCCAUCGUGCAGGCUGCUGAUGAGGUGGCAGCUGGUAAGCUGGAUGACCACUUCCCUCUGGUUGUGUGGCAGACCGGGUCAGGAACUCAGUCCAACAUGAACGUCAACGAGGUGAUCAGCAACAGGGCCAUCGAGAUCCUGGGAGGGAAGCUGGGGAGCAAGGACCCGGUGCACCCCAACGACCACGUCAACAAAAGCCAGAGCUCCAACGAUACGUUCCCCACAGCCAUGCACAUCGCAGCAGCCAAAGAGGUCCACGAGGUUCUGCUCCCCGGCCUACAACACCUCCACGAUGCCCUGCACGCCAAGGCUGUGGAGUUCAAAGACAUCAUCAAGAUCGGACGCACACACACACAGGAUGCUGUGCCGUUGUCUCUGGGACAGGAGUUCAGUGGGUACGUGCAGCAGGUAAAGUACAGUAUGGAGCGAGUGAAGGCAGCCAUGCCCAGAAUAUAUGAGCUUGCAGCAGGGGGCACUGCAGUGGGAACAGGCCUCAACACACGCAUCGGCUUCGCUGAGAAAGUAGCAGCUACUGUCGCCUCUCUCACAGGUCUGCCUUUCGUGACGGCUCCCAACAAGUUUGAGGCUCUGGCGGCCCACGAUGCUCUGGUGGAGCUGAGCGGAGCGUUGAACACGGUGGCCGUCAGUAUGAUGAAGAUCGCCAAUGAUAUCCGCUUCCUGGGGUCCGGGCCCCGCUCUGGCCUGGGAGAACUCUGUCUGCCUGAGAACGAGCCUGGUAGCAGCAUCAUGCCUGGGAAAGUUAACCCCACCCAGUGCGAGGCCAUGACCAUGGUAGCAGCCCAGGUUAUGGGAAACAACGUGGCUGUGACCAUCGGAGGCAGCAACGGACACUUUGAGCUUAACGUCUUCAAGCCAAUGAUGAUAAAGAACGUGUUGAACUCAGCCAGGCUGCUGGGGGACGCCUCAGUCAUACUUUAACUCGUCCUCUCUCCUCCUCCCAGAUAAAGAACGUGUUGAACUCAGCCAGGCUGCUGGGGGACCCCUCAGUCAUACUUUAACUCGUCCUCUCUCCUCCUCCCAGAUAAAGAACGUGUUGAACUCAGCCAGGCUGCUGGGGGACGCCUCAGUCAUACUUUAACUCGUCCUCUCUCCUCCUCCCAGAUAAAGAACGUGUUGAACUCAGCCAGGCUGCUGGGGGACGCCUCAGUCAUACUUUAACUCGUCCUCUCUCCUCCUCCCAGAUAAAGAACGUGUUGAACUCAGCCAGGCUGCUGGGGGACGCCUCAGUCAUACUUUAACUCGUCCUCUCUCCUCCUCCCAGAUAAAGAACGUGUUGAACUCAGCCAGGCUGCUGGGGGACGCCUCAGUCAUACUUUAACUCGUCCUCUCUCCUCCUCCCAGAUAAAGAACGUGUUGAACUCAGCCAGGCUGCUGGGGGACCCCUCAGUCAUACUUUAACUCGUCCUCUCUCCUCCUCCCAGAUAAAGAACGUGUUGAACUCAGCCAGGCUGCUGGGGGACCCCUCAGUCAUACUUUAACUCGUCCUCUCUCCUCCUCCCAGAUAAAGAACGUGUUGAACUCAGCCAGGCUGCUGGGGGACGCCUCAGUCAUACUUUAACUCGUCCUCUCUCCUCCUCCCAGAUAAAGAACGUGUUGAACUCAGCCAGGCUGCUGGGGGACGCCUCAGUCAUACUUUAACUCGUCCUCUCUCCUCCUCCCAGAUAAAGAACGUGUUGAACUCAGCCAGGCUGCUGGGGGACGCCUCAGUCAUACUUUAACUCGUCCUCUCUCCUCCUCCCAGAUAAAGAACGUGUUGAACUCAGCCAGGCUGCUGGGGGACGCCUCAGUCAUACUUUAACUCGUCCUCUCUCCUCCUCCCAGAUAAAGAACGUGUUGAACUCAGCCAGGCUGCUGGGGGACGCCUCAGUCAUACUUUAACUCGUCCUCUCUCCUCCUCCCAGAUAAAGAACGUGUUGAACUCAGCCAGGCUGCUGGGGGACGCCUCAGUCAUACUUUAACUCGUCCUCUCUCCUCCUCCCAGAUAAAGAACGUGUUGAACUCAGCCAGGCUGCUGGGGGACGCCUCAGUCAUACUUUAACUCGUCCUCUCUCCUCCUUCCAGAUAAAGAACGUGU
Coregonus clupeaformis (lake whitefish) is the source of this 2485-nucleotide messenger RNA. RefSeq names its product fumarate hydratase, mitochondrial-like. Lineage: Eukaryota; Metazoa; Chordata; Actinopteri; Salmoniformes; Salmonidae. Gene Ontology annotation, biological process: tricarboxylic acid cycle; malate metabolic process; fumarate metabolic process. Gene Ontology annotation, cellular component: tricarboxylic acid cycle heteromeric enzyme complex; mitochondrion. The transcript is spliced from 9 exons. Bases 55 to 1329 code for a protein of 424 amino acids. Gene Ontology annotation, molecular function: fumarate hydratase activity. The record is from RefSeq and is a predicted model, not a curated record.